AUGCCGUCUGGAACUCCCAGCAGCUCCCGCCGCUCGCGCCCAACGCUCCGUAAUGCUACAUUUGUUCUCCCGAAAACAGGCCAGCGCCUGAAAGGCCUCGUUAACCUCCGAAACUCUCCCCCUGUCUCCGACGAAUAUAAUGACGAAAGGCGCGGGCUCCUCACAAACGAGAUCCAACAUUAUGAGGGGCGCUUCGACGCGCUCAGGCGCCGCAUACACGAUAAAUGGACCGAGACGAAUCGGUUCAUCAGGUCGGAACCGGGCAUUGGUGUCUUGAAAUACAGUCUUGCCUAUUUGGUCGGAUCUCUCGCAACUUUUAUUCCAGCACUCUCGGCCAUGCUGGGCCAUCAGGAUGGAAAGCACAUGGUGGCUACGGUCACGGUCUACUUUCACCCUGCCAGAUCUCAGGGUGGAAUGUUCAAGGCCUUGAUCUGCGCGUUCCUGGCGUUCUGCUAUUCUGCCUUUUUGACUAUUACUAGCAUGUUCGUGGAGAUGUUCUUCCAGGACACAUUGGAAAUGACUUCCCUUGGCCAUGCUGUGGUUCUGAUAGUAUUUUGUGGUGGUGGGCUUGGUUUUGUCGGUUGGACAAAGCAACGACUCGGGGAUCCUCUGGUCAACGUUGCCUGUUCACUUGCUUCUCUGUCAGCAAUUACCGUUUUGACCAAGGAAGGUGCUGUGCAAAGCGGCGAUUUGUCUCUUUCCAAGAUCUUCCAGGUCUUGAAGAUGGUCCUGAUGGGUGUAGUAGCCGUCAUGCUUGUAUCCUUCUUCGUCUUCCCCAUAUCAGCGCGCAAAAAACUGCGCUCGAACCUAGUCACGGUCACUGAUACAUUGGCUCUAAUGAUGGCGCUUAUCACGGAAAGUUUCUUGAGUGGUAGUGAGGAGGUGCUUGUCUCGGCUGAAUUUGUCGAUGCAGAGGCCAGGCACCGCAAGGCCUAUAGCCAGCUUGACAGGCUCGUCCGAGAAGCUAAACUGGAGCACUAUGUAGCAGGCACCGAAAAGGAGUACAGGCUCGAAAAGAACCUUGUCCGCUGGGUGCAAGAUAUCACCCAUAACAUGGGAGGCCUGCGUAAUGCAGCCGCUCUCCAGUUCAGUUUGAUUCGUGAGACUAUUGCCCGUGAGUCUGGCUCUCCCGAAGUUCAGCAGGGUAGCUCCACUCAUGUGGACUAUUUUACCCCCCCUGAGCGAUCCUGGUCAUUCCCCGAUGGGUCCUUUUUGGAGCCUAUCGUUGAGAGACCAGAGGAGGAACUAUCUCCAGGCGGUUCUAUACGUUCUCAUCAACUUGGAAGUGGUGAAUCAACACCCAAACCCGCACUUCUCCCGGCGGAUGUCUUCACGAUCUUCAUCUCUCAUUUGGGUCCGUCAAUGCGAUCGUUGGCCUUUACGUUGAAAGAAAUAUUUAAAGAGAUUCCAUUUGGACCUGCACCAAACUACAGAGUCUCAGUGAAUGGUCGACUGCGAAUCAGUCUUGACCGGGCGCUUGAUCUCUACAAAGAAUCGCGCCAGAAGACGCUCGAAUCCUUGUAUCAACAAAAGGAAACCAUGAAAUUGAAGACACGCGAAGCUGAAGCUGAUCUUGAGGAAGUAUCAGCCAGCUGUAGCCAUUUCAGCUUUUCCCUCCUUGAAUUUGGAGAGCAGCUCAAAGAGAUGCUUUCCAUCUUAGAUGAGCUACAGUUGGAAGUCGAAGAGCGGCCUAAUGGGCGAACCUGGUCAUGGCUUAAAGUUUGGCGGUGGUCGAGGACUACAGCGACCGCUAAAAUGGGCUCCUUUGAUGCUGACCCAUCUUCCAGAUCUUACAAUCCACCCACUACCCAGCAGAACCUCCAUAGCCAUGCCAGACAAGCAUCAGAUGGCCUGAUCGCACAUGAUAAUACACUGCCUGUCAAUGUUCAGAUACAAAAGGCCCCCUCACCAAAGGAGACAACAAAGCAAAGACUUGGUUACCGAUUAUGGAAAUGGCUUGGGUUCUUCAGACGAGAUGAUACGAAAUACGCAAUCAAGGUCGGGGCUGGAGCUGCAAUCUACGCACUGCCUGCUUUCCUUCCUUCAACUCGGCCGUUCUAUGGACGUUGGCGUGGGGAAUGGGGCCUGUUGUCCUACAUGCUUGUUUGCUCAAUGACAAUUGGGGCCUCGAACACGACAGGGUAUGCCCGAUUUCUUGGUACCUGCCUGGGGGCAGUCGCUGCCAUCGCGGCAUGGAACAUCACCGCUGGAAAUGUAUUUGGUCUUGCAUUCUUGGGAUGGAUCAUGGCCGUCUGGACUGGAUAUAUCACAAUUGUUCGUGGGAAUGGGCCUAUGGGCCGUUUCAUCAUGCUCACUUACAACCUCUCCGUGCUAUACGGCUAUUCUCUCUCUCAGAAGGCGGCAAAUUUCGACGAAGAUGAAGGUGGCUCUAAUCCAAUCAUGACUGAAAUUGCACUCCAUCGAGUUGUUGCUGUGCUUUCUGGGUGUAUUUGGGGAAUCAUCAUCACUCGAAUGAUUUGGCCCGUCAGCGCAAGAAGUAAGCUCAAGGAUAGUCUGAGCCUUCUCUGGCUGCAUCUGAGCCUUAUAUGGAAGCGUGAUCCUCUAUCCAUCAUGGCCAAAGAUACAAGGUCUAUUUUAUACAUGACACCCCGAGAGAAGCUUGAGAUUGAAAGAUUUCUGUCUCGGUUGGAGUCUCUUCAAGCUGCUGCAGGCUCUGAGUUUGAAUUGAAGAGUGCAUUCCCUGAAUCCUCGUAUGCCAAGAUUGUUCGCCGUACACGCAGCAUGGUGAAUUCUUUCCAUACCAUGAACAUCGAGCUGAUGAAGAAUGACUUGGUCACUGAAGGUGAAAUCAGCCUUCUUCAAUACACCAAAUUGGAACGACACCAGCUAUCUGCUCGCGUGAGCCAUCUAUUAACAGUGAUUGCUUCAUCAAUGAAACUCGAGUACCCUUUGAGUGAUGUGCUUCCUAGCAUUGAUCAUGCUAGAGACCGGUUGCUUGCUCGCAUCUAUCGCUAUCGCCUGGAUCGUCAAGCAUCUCAACAAACUACAGAUGAGGACUGUGCUUUGCUUUAUGCCUAUAUUUUGGUGACGGGCCAAUUAUCGAAUGAGAUUACAGAGAUCAUUGCAGAGAUCGGACAACUUUUUGGAAUUGAUCCCGCAGCUCUGAGUCGGAGUGACUCUGUCUCAAAUUCAAAAGGCGUCGUGCCCAAUGGCUCAGUAUCCGCGAAGACCUCGAGAGCUCUGAUAUCAGUGCCGAGGCUCGAGCUGGAGCAUGCCUACACGGAUCUGAAAGCCGCCAUCGGAGACAAGUGGUCUGAGUACAAAGAGGCUACGGCUCUGUUUUUACUAGGACAUUACAACCAGAGCGAAUACGCGUCGCGAGUCGACUACUUCUUAUGCGCCGAUCCUAAAAACGAACAUUUACACAACAAUUUCGUAUGCGCGCUCAUCGGAAACCUCACGCGAGACCUCCCCGAUCAUGGCGUCGCAAACUGGGUAUCGGCCAAUGACAAACCAUCAACGGUCUCAAAGCCCGUCUCCGGAGAUGCCGCGGAACAAAGAUUGAAGACGGAGGUUAUGAAACUACCUCCGAGGGACCGUCGGCGCAUAAAGGGUAUCCCAGAGCGAGAUCCCAAUGAGAAGGUGCUCACAGAGCUAGAAGAAAGCCAUCUAGCUAAGCAAUUCAAAUUGCCCAGCCAGGUUCCCGCAAGUGCAGGCGGGCUUAACAAGACUAACUGGGAACUGGAAAUCCGAAAACGAUAUGCCCAGCCCCUCGCCGCAGAAACAGGUGAAUUCCCCGAUGCCGAAUCCAUCCAUGCCCGCAUGGUUCCUAUAUGUUACGAAGAAUCUCUACCCAGCGGUGCUGGGCUUCCGUGCGCUGAGUUUAUGGCAAUUGCGACGGAAACUUUCGUGAAGGAAGUUUUGUCCGUGGUGUUUUCGCGCACCCGUUCGAAUGGCCCGUCCGGUACAAUCAACAACAUGAUGAAGCGUCAGUACCGACACCAACUGGAAAUCGAAGAGCUUGCAUAUACACGUGGGGAGAUUUCAAAGGAUGCUGCCACUGGCCUACUCCCCGUCGAAGCGAGAGAGGCCAACCUUCGAAAGCCACUGGGCGUUCGAGACCUGCGGUUGACUUUGGAGCUGGGAGGUGGUGUCCUGGGACACAUGCCACUCAUCGUAGACCAGAUCAUGGGCGGGUAUUUCGAAGACGAACUCGAGACCGAAAGAAACGAUCGUUUGGAGAAUGGCGUCGGUGAGCCACAACAAGAAAUCAAACCCGAAGACGAGAUGGACUUGGACGAAGAUGAAGACGGUUCUCUGCUAGACUGGGAAGGCGGCACACUUGGUGAUCGAGAUCAGUUGAGCUCCUUGCUCGACGAGUGUCUGUCCAUGGCUGCAUGA
Penicillium griseofulvum is the source of this 4362-nucleotide messenger RNA. RefSeq names its product Brefeldin A-sensitivity protein 4. Gene Ontology annotation, cellular component: SAGA-type complex. Bases 1 to 4362 code for a protein of 1453 amino acids. The transcript is spliced from 10 exons. NCBI's taxonomy places the organism in Eukaryota, Fungi, Ascomycota, Eurotiomycetes, Eurotiales, Aspergillaceae. The record is from RefSeq and is a predicted model, not a curated record.